Rana temporaria (common frog) is the source of this 4762-nucleotide messenger RNA. It is a transcript of the gene DOC2B, whose product is annotated as double C2 domain beta. The record is from RefSeq and is a predicted model, not a curated record. The coding region runs from base 289 to 1491 and encodes 400 amino acids. The transcript is spliced from 9 exons. NCBI's taxonomy places the organism in Eukaryota, Metazoa, Chordata, Amphibia, Anura, Ranidae. Gene Ontology annotation, cellular component: membrane.
UGACAUCACCUCGUCCACACCCCUCUCCUGUCUGUCAGCUCCCUCUCUCUUCUCUCUCUCCUCUCUCUCACAUUGGGAGGACCAGGCUGGUUUGUGGCUGCAGGGAGCUCCAGGCAGUAUGCACAAGGUAUGUGAAAGUCCAGCCCAGACACCAGCAUAGCCUGCAGCUUGCCUUCCCCAGGGAGACGUGGGUUUCUUUAUGUAGUAGAAACUUCCCUCAGCACAUCUCUCAUUGCCUUGCCUAGAAAUCCGUUCUGUGCUUUGGGGGUUCGGAGCAGAAUCGCAUGCAUGACAUACCGCAAAGGGGAGAAAAUGACCAUAAGCAUCCAGGAGCAUAUGGCUAUUGACGUGUGCCCAGGUCCCAUCAAACCCAUCAAGCAGAUCUCCGACUACUUCCCCCGAUUCCCCCGCGGGAUCCCCGCCGCUGUCACCCGGAGUAACUCCCUCAAGUCUAACGUGAGCCAGCCAUCUGUCAGCCCAUCGGAAAGUUCCCGGGAGGAAGAGGAGGAUGUGGACAAAUUGUUCGGGGCUUAUGGAGCUACUUCUACCGGCACUACAAGUCCCAGCAUAGCACCCAAGCACGAGGAAGAGGUGGACCUGGACGGCUAUGACUCCGAUGACUGCACGACUCUAGGGACACUGGAUUUUAGCUUGCUCUACGAUCAUGAAAACAAUGCUCUGCACUGCACAAUCAAUAAAGCAAAGGGCCUGAAGCCAAUGGAUCACAAUGGACUGUCAGACCCAUAUGUAAAAUUACAUUUACUUCCUGGUGCUAGUAAGGCAAACAAAUUACGAACAAAAACCUUGAGGAAUACGCUUAACCCCACAUGGAAUGAAACGCUAACAUAUUACGGUAUCACAGAUGAAGACAUGAUUCGUAAGACUCUCAGAAUUUCAGUAUGUGAUGAGGAUAAAUUCCGACACAAUGAGUUCAUUGGUGAAACAAGAAUCCCUCUGAAAAAACUGAAGCCCAACCAAACCAAAAAUUUUAGCAUCUGUCUAGAAAAACAACUGCCUAUAGAUAAAACAGAAGAUAAAUCACUGGAGGAACGUGGGAGAAUUCUUAUAUCCUUAAAAUACAGCUCACAAAAAUCAGGGCUCUUAGUGGGCAUCAUGAGAUGUGCACAUCUAGCAGCUAUGGAUGCAAAUGGGUAUUCCGACCCUUAUGUAAAAACAUACUUGAAACCAGAUGAAGACAAGAAAUCAAAACAUAAAACUGCUGUGAAGAAGAAAACUCUAAAUCCAGAGUUUAACGAGGAAUUUUGUUAUGAAAUAAAACACAGCGACCUUGCAAAAAAGACUUUAGAAGUCACAGUCUGGGAUUAUGAUAUUGGAAAAUCAAAUGACUUUAUAGGUGGAGUUGUAUUGGGAAUCAAUGCAAAAGGAGAACGUCUUAAACACUGGUUUGACUGCCUAAAAAACAAAGACAAGAAAAUUGAACGCUGGCACACGUUAACAAAUGAGCUACCAGGAGCCGUCCUCAGCGACUGACCUAAGCAUGCCUCUCUUCGUUGAGAUAGCACAGCUGGAAAGGAACAAGACACAAGCUAUGCCUUUGCCCUUGCCACAGUUUACCAUAACCAUAACCAAGAAGAAAGAUGAAUAGGGAUAAGAUGAUUACUUCAACCUGUCAGUUAAGCUGCAAUAGUGCCAAUCAGGGUAACUGUGGAGGUCAUAGAAAAUUCACUUACUGAAGGUAUGACAUUAGUAUAUGGAUUUUCUUCUCAUGCUGUUGUCUUGAAUACAAUCAAUUACUCAAGAAAUACAAUUUUGCUAACAGGCUGGAUUUAUGAUUGUAACAGAAAAUAUUUUUUUAAUGAUUGUGAGACAGUCAGGGAGUAAACUUAUUCAAGACAGUGGUGAAAUAAUCCACCAGCAUGAUCUCCAAAAGAAAAAAAAAUACAUUCUAGAGAAAUGUUACCCCGAUUGGCAUUGAUAUUUUGAUCAAUACAUAGCUAUAUUUAUUUUGUAUGCAGAUACCACUGGCAGCAUUUAUUGUAUGUUUUAACAUUCAUUAUCAUGAUGCACAUAUGUAUAUAUGUUUUGUGUUUACAAAACAUUUAGUUAAUUUACAACGUACUAAAAUCUUUCUCUUAUAUGUUGUGGUAUCACAUGUGCCAUUUUGUGCCAGCACAGAUGGCCUUGCAAAGCAAAAUGGUAGCAUUUUUAUAGGUGGACAGAGUUCAUGUUGACAUAGACAACUGCUGAUCCAUGAUCAAUUGAAGGCAGCACCAUGGGCGUAGCAUAAUGAUGUCGCCAUUUACAAUGCACAUACUGUAGUUAUCAUGCUGUACUUAUAUGGAUAGGCAGUCUGUUCAUAUGGUUUUAGAGAGGUUUUAUAUGAUACAUAAGUUUACUGUAAGCCUCCUCAAGCGCAGAUACCAUAUUAUGGUGCAAAAAGAAUGGUGGCUCAAAUAUGCAGCUCUGAAGCCCAGGAAUGGCUACAUUCUCCAAGCCCCUGGACAUUCAUUCUGCACACAUUAAAUCAAGAUAAUGCAGCACAUAAGAGUUGAUUUUUAAAGGCAAAUAGGCUAUUUACUCAGCAACGGAAUCGUUGACAGUGCUUAGCGAAUGUGGUGCAAUUUCACUUUGCAAAGAAUAUCCAAUUUUUGCACAUAAUUGGAUGGUGGAAGUCAGCAGAGCUUCACCUCAUUCACUAAGCUCUGGGAAAAAUUACCUCACAAAGUGCAAUUUUCCCUGCAAUGCGAACAGGCUAUUUGCCUCUAGUAAAUCAACUCUAGUGUCUGAAGAACCAGGUAAAUGGUAUGCCUGUUUCUUGUAUGCAUUACAAAAGAAGGCAUGAUGGUAAAAAUAGGACCCACUGCUUUGCAAUGUGCACCACGCAGUCCUUGAGCCAACUGUCUUUUUACCAGGUUUCGUUAUUGCUGGAUUGUUUAUUUUUUUAAGUUCAUGACAAAAUUAUUGAGACUCUUAAAGAAAUGCUUAAAAAGGCAAAACGUACAAACAAGUGCAAACCAUACAGCACAGUCUUGAAUAUAAAAAUAUAUAUUUUUGCUAAAACAGAUAAUGUGAUGUGUUUUUUAAUAAAGAGCAUUCCUAAGACAGAUUUGAAGAAAGAACUCCAGAAAGAAGUAUUUUUUAUCAAAACUGCUCCCUGCAGGAAAUCCCAUUGCAACUAUAGUGAAUGAACAACCUUUUCUCUGAAAACCCUUUCUGUUUUAGUGGGUCUACAUGACUUUAAUAGCCUCUGAUAUGCAGAACAGUCAAAUUUCAAAACUCCAACAUGUAUUUUUGAACCCUCCUCCUCUGCAUGUCUUUUUUUGGAGGUUCAAAGUCUUAUAUGAAAAUAGAUGAAACCUCACAUUCCCUACUUUCCUUGAGGUAUUAGGCACCAACUUAGCAAAUAUUUUAUUUUGUGCAUUUAGCAAGAAUAUGAUCUGUUGCACCCGACCAUAUACUAGGAUGCUGGAAUUUAUUAAUUCUCAAUCUUCCCACAGAAAAACCAUGACUCGUAAUCAGACAACUAAAAAGUUGGUGGUCAGGUAUGGCCUUCAAAAGGUUCUUUGUUUUUAGUUAGAGCAUUCCGAGUUUCAGCGUAAUGAUUUUUAAAUAUAAUUUUAACAAAAAAUAAACAUAUUUACAAAACUAAAAUAAGCAACAGUAAAAAAAAAAGGGGUUUAAAAAUGAAAAAUACUUAAGUGGAGUCUGACAGGUUUUGAUAGAGUGCAGAGUUUGGAUCACUGGAAGAUUACGUCCAAUCUGAUGUUGCAGAAGUCACUGAUAAUCUUGUCAAUAAUCUUUAGUACUUCAGAUUGUAAAAUGAGACCCACAGCUGCUAAGGCAACAGAGAUUUACUUGAUCCUGGGGUUGCUGUUACAAAACUAAAUCCAUACAUUUAAUUGGUCUGAGGGGUAUGUUGUAAGUGUGCUGGAGUGUUUUAUUCUGUCCAGUGGACACAUCCCUAAUGUCAAUUGGGCACAUCUAUAUUCCCAUAUGAAAGGUUUCACAAUUCACAAACAGAAUAUUAUUUAGCAGAAUGAAAUUAUGAUUUAGAUACCAAACAUGAUAUGUCUCUGAUGUAUGUUUCUCCUAGCAGGUCUUAUGUGUUUUACUAGCCUUUUGUACUUUGUAGUAUACUCAUGUUUGGUGUCUGAAUGGUAUGUUUUCCUACAAUAAUAUGACCCCUUUUUAGGAAUAUAAUUCCAUUACCAUAGUAGUUAUGGAAUAUGGAUAGAACUUAAAUUGAUGGAGUUUGGUAUUAACUCACUAUCCCAAGUCUCACAGAUAUGUAUUUGUUAAAGUGUAUUUUAACCUAUGCAGACAAAUUGGGUAACACCUACUUUAUUCUUGUUACAUGUUCUCAUUCACAUAGCAUAACAUGAACAAUACAAAUAACAAUUACUGCUUACCUUUAUACUUGUUCUCUUCCAAAAAUUCAAAAACUGGGAAAACCCUAUUUAGCAUUCCCUUUGUAAUGUUAGUUGGGGGGUGUUUACAAUGAUUAACUCUGUCUGACUAUAAUGGUGGAUUAUCAUAUCUGGCUUCAAUGGUGGAAAUACACUUUAAACUGCAUACAAGACUAUUUACUGGCCGUUUAUGAUAGGGCCUCAUCAGAUCUUUGAAGACCCUGGAUAGUAAAGAUUUAUAAAAUCUUUAUAUUUCACCUAACUUCCAUAGUCUUUCAAAUAUGUCUAAAGCCCCAUACACACGGUCUGACUUUUUGCCAACAAACUUCAAAAUGAGCACGUUUUCCAAAAAAAUCCAACUGUGUUUACGCUCAAUCGGACAAACUUUUUCAGUU